Messenger RNA from Camellia sinensis, 546 nucleotides. Lineage: Eukaryota; Viridiplantae; Streptophyta; Magnoliopsida; Ericales; Theaceae. The record is from RefSeq and is a predicted model, not a curated record.
AUGGCGGCUGCUGCUGUUGCUGGAAAUUAUGCAUCUUUUCAGGUUCCAAUGCAUGGUUCUGUUGUGCCAGUACAAGCCGAAGGUUCGGAUGGGCAAUAUCAGCAGUACUGGUUUGACAUAAUUACAGGUCGAUUAGAAGCAAUGCUGCUUGAAGCUAAGGGAUUGUGGGCGAAGGCAGAAAAAGCUUACUCAAGCCUUCAGGAGGAUAAUCUACCAGAUCAUCAAGUAAUUCAAAAGAGGAUGGCAACUACGGAAAAGGCCGAAGGCAAUCUUUCAGGGGCCAUUGAAUGGCUAAAUAAAUAUUUGGAAAUAUUUAUGGCAGAUCAUGAUGCCUGGAGGGAACUUGCUGAAAUAUAUGUCUCUCCACAAAUGUACAAGCAAGCGGCUUUUUGCUAUGAAGAGCUAAUCUUAUCUCAACCAACAAAUCCACUGUAUCACCUAGCCUAUGCCGAUGUGUCCUCCCGUGUUACACAGGGAUACGACUCCAUUGUGGCGAGGGAGUGGUAUGCAGAGCUCCCAGAGGCCGUCCGUGAUUGGGUCGAUUAG